Messenger RNA from Phalaenopsis equestris, 838 nucleotides. Its product is annotated as methyl-CpG-binding domain-containing protein 9-like. Lineage: Eukaryota; Viridiplantae; Streptophyta; Magnoliopsida; Asparagales; Orchidaceae. The record is from RefSeq and is a predicted model, not a curated record.
CAGGAAACAUAAUCACAAAUUUAAUACGAAGACAUAAGAAUCCCCAUUGUCGCUAUCUCGCGGCUCGCCGCUGUUUCUCUCUCUACCCGUGGAGCAAACAGCGUUCGUCUCGGCUUCGCUCUCAUCUCUGUUCGUCUUCUCAUUUCCGCUGCCCCGUGUUUCCUUCCCUUCAAAUCCACUGCACUAAACCCUCCUGGAUUUAAUUGCUACCCCACUUCGUAAUCUCGUUGGAGAACAAAACAAAACCCUAGAAAUCGCGUCCUUCAGUUUGUCAACAUGCCGCCCAAACUUACUUCCUAAUGAUGGAUCCCGCCGCCUUUCCCCUUUCGGCGCUGAAGCGCCCCAAUCCGCUGUUCAUCGAUCUCAAUGAGAUCCCUUCUACGCCAUGCGACCCUUCUUCGCCGGCCGCCGUCCCACCGGAGCGGGUGGAGCCGACUCCUAUCGAUUUUCCGGUUGAGGACGCCUACUCCCUGGUUUGUAGGAUACACGGGCGUCUCCCGGCCAUGGACCGGCCUGCGGUUGAGUUCCCCGGAGAGGCUGGGGUCGGGCGGCAACUCUCUUGUGGGCUGUGCGGCCUGCCGGAGAAACGGGGGGAGACGUUGGUCUGCGAUGGGUGCGAGCGGGGGUUCCAUGUUAGCUGCGCGAGGUACUGGCCUCGGCAGCAAGGGAUGGCGGUCGAGGACUGGCUUUGCGCUGAGUGCAGCAUGAAUGAGGUGCCAAAGAAGCGGUGGACACUUGGGGCAGUCAAGUUGCUUGACAUAAAUGCGUCUCCGCCAAGUGAGGUUGAGGGCGAUGGCGAGGAGCAGCUCGGCGGGAGAAACGUUAAUGACUAUUACAG